GUCAAUGUCAAUAAUUCGCUAAGUGUACAGACGUAGCAUAAAUAAGAUAGCAUUGUUUUAGAUGAUCCAUUUCGACAUAUAUGGCGGCUGAUAUACGAACGUGGGGCAAUAGGUCACACAUGUGACUCGUGGCUUUUUUUUUCGUAAUUUUCAAACGUAGUGGAGUGUCUGUGUCCGUAUUUAUUAGAGUAUAAUAACAAUCCACUCGUUUUCCUUCUAGUAUUGACACAAAUCUACGCUAUGGCGAAAACAGCUGAAAAAGUAUCCGUGGAACGAAAGACAUCUCAAUCACCCAGCACUAAAAAACCAAAGAAAAAGAGGGUGAAGAACUUUGGGAAGACAGGAGUUGUUUACCUCAAGCACAUUCCUCAUGGAUUUUAUGAAGAUGAAAUGAAGGGCUUCUUCUCACAGUUUGGGACAGUCCUUCGUGUAUGUGUUGCCAGGAGUCCGAAGACUGGUAACAGCAAGGGCUUUGGCUAUGUUCAAUUCCUGGAAGAAGAGGUGGCAAAGAUUGCUGCAGAAACCAUGAACAACUAUUUGAUGUUUGAGAAAAUCCUGAAAUGCACGGUGCUACCCCCGGAGCAGGUGACGGCGGCCACGUUCGCCAGCGCCACCCGCCGGCCGGGCCGCAAUUGUCCGGGCCAGAAGCGGACAGAGCGGGCCCUCGAGCUCCUCUCCGCUCGGAAAGGCCCCACCCAGAAGAAGAACGCUCAGAAGCGGCGCGAGGCGGCUCAUCGGCGCACUAUGGUGCGGCUGGCCCAGCUGGGGAUCAAAUACGACCUGAACGGUGGGCUUGUACAGGAGAUUGAGCCCGUGCCGGCGCCGACGACCGGCGGGGACACCACGGCAGACACCACGGCAGACUCGACCCAGCUGCCCGUGAUGGAGGUGGACGAGAGUGACGACGAGGUCACCUUCAAGACGCCGCCCAACGUCAUCAAACGGCGCCUGUCGCGGCCGGCGGCCAGCACCCCGCAGUCAGCCACCCCAGCGCGGAGCAAGCCCUCCACGCCAGUCGCCACCAAGCAGACUCCAAAGGCGACAACCACCCCCAAAUCGGCCGCCAAGAAGGUGGCUAAGAGCCCCAAAAGUGCCGCCGGAACGCCGAAGACGCCGAAGUCGAUGGCGAAGAAAACUCCUCCGAAGUCGGUCAAGCAGCUGUCGGCGAAAAAUAAAACUCCGAGCAAGAAGACACCGCCUAAGAGUGGACGGAAGCGCUAGGGAAGGGGUGGGACCGGGCGUGCAUAGCGGGGGAGGUAAUAAGGCGAUGUCUUUUUGCUCGGCUGGAAGGGGAAACUGCCUUAUAUCGGUCGAGUUCUAAAACGUGCUGACAGGCUGUUACACGUUUUGCUGACAAGCAAUGUGUUGGGUAAAACGGCAUGCAACUCAUCAAUCGCUGAGUCGUUGUGAACGCUAUAGACAGGCUGGUGCCUGUGCCGCCUGCCUGGUGCCUCACGACUGAGAAACAUUGACCAACUGUUCGCCGAGUCCCUUGGCCCAACUCGAUGAUGCGAUCCUCGCUGGCUCCAGUAAAUAAACACGGACGAAGAGAGCGAGACA
This is a messenger RNA of Amphibalanus amphitrite, 1560 nucleotides long. RefSeq names its product MKI67 FHA domain-interacting nucleolar phosphoprotein-like. NCBI's taxonomy places the organism in Eukaryota, Metazoa, Arthropoda, Thecostraca, Balanomorpha, Balanidae. Gene Ontology annotation, cellular component: nucleolus. The transcript has 6 exons. The record is from RefSeq and is a predicted model, not a curated record. Gene Ontology annotation, molecular function: RNA binding. Bases 241 to 1221 code for a protein of 326 amino acids. Gene Ontology annotation, biological process: maturation of LSU-rRNA from tricistronic rRNA transcript (SSU-rRNA, 5.8S rRNA, LSU-rRNA).